Messenger RNA from Lineus longissimus, 7342 nucleotides. Its product is annotated as disks large homolog 4-like. The coding region runs from base 247 to 3078 and encodes 943 amino acids. NCBI's taxonomy places the organism in Eukaryota, Metazoa, Nemertea, Pilidiophora, Heteronemertea, Lineidae. Gene Ontology annotation, molecular function: kinase binding. The record is from RefSeq and is a predicted model, not a curated record. Gene Ontology annotation, biological process: receptor localization to synapse; establishment or maintenance of epithelial cell apical/basal polarity; embryo development. Gene Ontology annotation, cellular component: basolateral plasma membrane; neuromuscular junction; postsynaptic density membrane. The transcript is spliced from 31 exons.
AAAAUAACCUAAAUAUUGAGCUGUCAUUGCUGAGAUUUUCACUGUAUAUUGCAUAAUUACAUUGUGGAAAACUUACGAACUUGGGGAUAAUAAACCUGUGGAUAUAAUCGUGCAGUUGGUGCUGCUAAAUCGCUUGGAUAUUGCUCGAAAUUUGCCAGAACGUUGAGUAUUUGUGAGUCACAAAUUCCUGGCACUUUUGACAGUGCUUUGAUACACAGUGCCUGUGCUCUGCUUCAGCAACCAGAGAUGCCGGUUCGCAAGCACGGUGAUCAACAUCUUUACAUGAAUAAAGAUGCCCACCGGGCGUUGGAGCUUCUCGAGGAGUACCACAGCAAGCUCACCUCCCAAGCCGACAAGCCUCUCCGCACAGCCAUCGAACGCGUCAUUCGUAUAUUCAAAAGCCGCUUGUUCCAGGCUUUAUUAGAUAUUCAGGAGUUUUACGAGGUGACACUCCUGGAUGAAAACAAGUCAACGCAACAAAAGACAUUAGAGACACUGCAGAUGGCCUCAAAGUGGGAGGUGCAGCAACCAAAUAGUAAUAAAAACGACAAACACCGCCUGGUAUCAGACGAAGACCUCCCACCGCCUCCGCCAGAGCUCAUGGAAAAAGCCGCUCAUCCAAUCCACCGAGACGACUAUAUUCGACCCACCCCCAUAUCAGCGCUAAGUAACGCAAUACCGAUGACAUCGAUGAACAUGCCGGAGGAAGAUUUUGAAACGGACGAAGCUGAGUGUCCAUCCUCGGCUGAGAAUAGCGACAUUUCUUGUAGACAACCAUUGCUGCAACAGGCGGCAGCAGCAGAAGCAGCGGCGAGAUACUUGAAUGGCAGUGAAGCUGACUGGGAAUAUGAAACAAUAUCUCUUGAACGGGGCGGAGCGGGUCUUGGAUUCAGUAUUGCUGGUGGGACUGAUAACCCACACGUGGGGGACGAACCAAGUAUUUAUAUCACAAAAAUCAUCAGUGGAGGUGCUGCUCACGCUGAUGGACGACUUAAGAUAAAUGACAUAAUAGUAUCAGUAAACGAUGCGAACACAGUAAAUGUAUCACAUUCGGAAGCUGUUGAAGCGCUCAAAAAGGCUGGCUCUACUGUUGUGUUAUAUGUAAAACGGCCGAAAGCCCCAUCUGAAAACAUUGCGGAAUUAAUCUUAGUAAAGGGAAAUAAAGGUCUUGGUUUCAGUAUUGCUGGGGGUGUCGGCAAUCAACACAUUCCUGGAGACAAUGGUAUUUUUGUAACGAAAAUAAUAGAUGGUGGUGCCGCUCAGGUGGACGGGAGAUUAGCCAUAGGAGAUCGACUUGUUCAGGUGAACGAGAAUUCAUUACAGAAUGUCACGCACGAAGAUGCCGUCUCAAUAUUAAAAGCCACGGCUGAACGUGUCGUUCUAGUCAUCACUAAGCCGUCGUACGUCUCGGAAGAAUACUCAGAUAUUACCAAUCAAGAUUUGAGUGGACUCAUUUAUCAUGGUUUCUAUUCGCCUCUCCCCUCUGAGACAUCAUCCCCGCCUGUACAAAAUGAAUACGCCGAUGAACCCAAUAACUCCAGUAACUCCACUGCCCUACCGCCAAGUUACUCAGCAAUUACGACGCCAAAGCCAUUGCCAUUUACGGAAACGGAAGAAGAUAUACCACGGGAACCACGGAAGAUAGUGCUAAAGAAAGCGUCAACAGGUCUUGGGUUCAACAUCGUAGGCGGCGAAGAUGGUGAAGGGAUCUUUGUGUCUUUCAUACUAGCGGGAGGGCCAGCUGACCUUAGUGGAGAGCUUCAUCGGGGAGACCAGUUAUUGACGGUGAAUCACGUUGAUCUACGGGAAGCGACCCACGAAGAAGCCGCAGCGGCAUUGAAGGGAGCACCGGACGCCGUAGAGAUUGUCACGCAGUACAAGCCAGAAGAGUAUAAUCGGUUUGAAGCAAAGAUCCAUGACCUCAGGGAACAGAUGCUGAACACAAGCACAGGGUCGUUACGGACCACGCAGAAAAAGACGCUAUACGUCAGAGCUUUAUUUGACUAUGACCCAUCAAAAGACAGCGGCUUACCGAGCAAAGGCCUUGGGUUCACGUACGGCGACAUCCUCCACGUCACGAACGCGAGCGAUGACGAAUGGUGGCAGGCCCGGCGGCUGACGCCAGAGGGCGAAGAGGAGGGCCUCGGAAUCAUUCCCAGUAAAAAGAGGGUAGAGCGGAAAGAAAAAUCACGGUUAAAGAACGUGAAAUUUACGGGCAAAAUGUUUCAGGAUAAGGUAAGCGCAGAGGAUAAUGAUAUCUCAGAGGCAGCCGCUAAUGACCGAAAAAAGAAAAAUUUCUCAUUCUCACGAAAAUUCCCGUUUAUGAAGAGUAAGGACCAGAGUGGGAGCGAGGUGGACGUCAGCGCUGAUGAAACUGGACAGGAACCUGGACACCACACAACAGCUGGCCACAUGACGGCAGGGAGUGCCAGUGACAUAAGUAUGAGAUUUGACGAGCCAAUCUUAUCUUAUGAGCCUGUAGUACAACAAGAAUUGAAAUACACAAGACCAGUGAUAAUACUGGGGCCACUCAAGGACCGGAUCAACGAUGAUCUCAUCUCAGAAUUCCCAGACAAAUUCGGAAGUUGUGUACCUCAUACGACGCGGGCGCGGCGGGAAUACGAGGUCGACGGCAGAGAUUAUCAUUUCGUAGCAUCGCGGGAACAGAUGGAGCGAGAUAUACAAAAUCACUUGUUUAUAGAAGCGGGCCAGUAUAAUGAUAAUUUGUACGGAACAAGUGUAGCGUCGGUAAAGGAAGUCGCACAAAAGGGUAAACACUGUAUAUUAGACGUCAGCGGUAAUGCCAUAAAACGCCUCCAGGUGGCAGUACUCUACCCCAUAGCCAUAUUCAUCAAACCAAAAUCUCCAGAAGCAAUCAUUGAUAUGAACAAAAGAAUGACAGAGGAACAAGCACAAAAGACAUAUGAAAGAGCACUCAAACUUGAGCAGGAAUUCGGAGAAUAUUUCACAGCUGUUGUUAUGGGCGAUACCGCUGACGAGAUCUAUGCAAGGGUUAAGAACGUCAUACGAGAUCAGUCAGGUCCGUUAAUCUGGGUGCCGUCGAAAGAAAAGUUGUAGGUGCGCGUAAUCAUGCGGUGAUUGUGACGUCGGGUAUUGCAAAGCUGAACUGAAGGUGGCUGUGAGGAUAGAGACUGAUCACAUUAACGUGGCCGGACUUGACCUUGAGAUUUACUCAUGCAAAUGAGGCGAUGAAUAUUCACUCAUGCAAAUGAGGGGAUGAAUAUUCAUGAGGGAUGUUCACAUGAGCAUUGAGGAGGUGGCAUUUAUCUUCGAAUGAGAUUUAUGUAAAAUUAUACGAGUGUCGCGUGGCGUGUGGCUCGAUGGAAUCACGAUGCGUCGACUGUGUACGUCAGGCCCGUGCUGAUUGCUAGGGCUAGCGAUCGCAGGGACUGGAAAUGAACUAUGGCGGGAUGGGGUAGCAGUCGUUCUGGAUAAGGUCAUUGAAUGACCGAUUGUCCAAGCACAAGGGAUAUAUGGCGACUCGCACCACCGAGGCGCAUGGACACAAGUGGCUAUGGAUUGUCUUCAGACACGAACACCUAAAUACUUCCAUUCUGUACAAAAUAAUCAUCAGACUGUUCGCGUUGUUGUCUCCCGUCCUCGAUGCGCGAUCUUGCCGUCGCUGUCGUGAACAAUUUGUGGACCUGGGAUCGAUGAUGACGAGGUUAGACUGUCAUUACCAUGUUAUUCAUUCAUGCUGGGCAUGCCGAAUCCUGUCAAGCCAAGCCAGAGUGCAUUCUGUAUUAUGUCGUUCACUCUAGCUGCCGUGUCUGGCGUGUGACCAUGGACAGAUUUCAAACUCGGAAAAAAAUACUGUGCUUUUACGGUACCAGUAUUUAUAGUUCUGGUUUGGGUGAGAUAUUAAACAUGUCACAGGUCAUUGGGCCUCAUCUACUGUGAAAUCGCGAAAUUAUUUGCUGCUCUAAUUUGGGCGAGAUAUGAAUUUUGUUGCAAGUCAUUGGGCCACAUCGAUAUGAGCGGGGAAUUUCCCCCUGGGGUGAAUUUUGUUUCAGUACUUCUUAACCUGCACUGCUUGAGUCUAGUUACAUGGUGCUGUGCACACAAGAUGCCACCUAUACUCAUUUAAUCAUACUAGGAUGCCCGCGGCCUGCCUGGGCUGCGUGAUUAUAUCCUCAUUACUUUCAAAUAAGCAUUAGAAAUGUGAAUAAAACAGGCAUAUCUUAUUUGUAUUUUUGUAGCGUGCUCUUUAAGCUAGAACCAGACCAGGAGUUUUGUUACAAACUUCAUGUUGUCUCUGGUCUUGACAGGCUUAAAGAAUUGUGCCCAGCCCGUGCAUAAUUUGCAAUUCCAGUUGGGGAAGGUGUGAAACUAUCUUAAUUUGUAAGGGAAUGAGGUAUGUAAAAAGUAUGUUUGAUCAGUUGCUGUAAAACCAGCCAGGUGAUGUCAGGACUUUCUUGAUGACAGCACAACUAAUGAUAUAUUUCACUACAGGACUGGUGCUGCCACCUUGGGCAGUCAUGAUGGAUCCUGACUGUGUUAACAGUAUCUACUGGAUUUGUGCAAUUUUAUGUCUUGUGAGCUCUUUAUAACGUCUGGUUAGCUUAAUUUUUUCGUCAAAAGGUUCCCAUCUUCUUUUGGCGUUCUUCAUGUGAUGUCACACGGAGGCCAUAUUGGAGGUCAAAUCGUCAAUAAUGCCUCAGUAAAGAAAACAUCAACACAGUGACGAUAUCAAGUGACAGUCAUUUGAGGCAGGCGGCCCUUCAGAAGGCCUACUGUCUGUCAGCCUUUGCGACAAUGUCUUAGGAGUCGUUUAACAUUUGCAACAUCCGUGAAGAACCCCUGUAAGUCAUGUCAGGCAGGCCUGUGAGCUUUCCGUUAACAACCGAGGCACAUAAAAUAUCAUUUUACGCUAUACAUACAAACUAGAUUUUAGCAAAGUUAGCCGAUAAGGAUCAUGUCUUUCAUUGGCACUUUGUUUCAUCGUUCAUUUUAUACUGUGUCUAUGUAAAAAUCUGCAUUUAAUAAUCAUGUCGAAGGAGUGAUUUUCUUAAUCUUUAACGCGUGACUGAAGAUUUGUCUUGCGUUAUUAUUUAUGAUAUUUUAUUCUUAAUCUCGAUGUCCAUAUGUGAUCCCGAGGUCAAUCAGGCGCAUCGCAGACAGGCAAUCUUCAUAUCGCCGGGAUGUGCAGAUCAGGUGAUUUUUACUGCGGACAGGCAAUCUUUUUAUCACUUCCUUCGUUGCGACUAUAAAAGUUGUUUCUCUGCGAUCUGCUUUAGGGCACAGUUUCAGUAAGUCUCGACUGCUAGCAGUCCCACCAAAUCACUAGUCCAUUAGUGACGAGAUGUUCUCAAUGUUGUUCCACCAUCACCAGCCUGAAAAUAACCUAUAGCAUCCUGGUUCUAGUUUAGGGUGAAACAUGAUACCCUAUUUCACUACAAACUGUAAGAUUUUUACGGAGAAUUAUCUGCUUUCGACUGAAAACUUAUUUUACGGCGAAUUAUGAAAAUGUACAAGACCUUGAACUUGCGCUGAUUUUAAUUCUUGUUUGUCUGACAAGUUUGAGUCCGGUUGUGCUGAUUUGCAUCCGGAUCUGACAAACUUGCCUGCUGGCGUUGACGUGCUUUUUAAACAGAAUUAUGUCAAAAAAUGAUGUCAGGGGACUACCAAUUAAAGGAAUUGAUGCUGAACUGGAGGAAUAGGUUGUCGCACAAAAGCUGGACUGGAAAUGUAACCCUAAACGGAGGCUUAUCACUGAGGUUUUGGGUUAAGUGUUUGGUAAGACAACCAAUACCAUCAGUGAGGUAUCAGUGUCUAUUCUUAAACACCUUUGAUUGUAAUUUGAUUGAACUGCUUUUCGACCCCUUCCAUAUUUUAUACUAACCCAAGCGGUUACGGUGGAAGCACCACAGCGCUACGGUGAAACCAGGCCGAGUGUAAAAAACCUAGAAAACAAUACCACAUUUCAACUGAGUUGUUUCAGAGAAUGGAAUCCAAAAAUUACAUAUUUUCUGUAGAAGAAUAUCCAAUUUGUUUGAGAAGUCUAACAGUAAAAAUGUUUAGCUGGUCAAUGCCAGUUGACAAAAGUUGUCCCCAUGGAUGCACAUUGGCACGACCUGUUUUUGUCCUCGGUGGAUUUUUGCGACAUCUUGCGGUGAAACGAAAAUCUAUUUUGUAAGUGAUAAGUCAUCGCCGCGCCGGCAGAUAUCGCCACGUUUUUAAGCGUGAGGCGACCUCUAUUAUUUAGAUAUGAAUAUAGAAACAAAUUACGAAUGUAUAUGUUGUUUAUAUGUAUAGUGUUAUCUGUAGUUAACUGAAUUCAACUUGAUAACAAUCCUUUCCAGAAUUGGGCGGUUUUGGAAGAAAUUUCAAAGUGUUUUUUGUUCUGCAAAAUUGAGUACUCAUAAGUUCAGGACAUCAUUGUCAUUCUAUGCUUGAACACUCUAAGCCAGCACUUUGACAUCGAAUAAGUUUUAAAAGUGCAUUCAGCAUCCCGUAAUAGUUGCGAUAUUUUAUAAGGUUUUGAACAUUUCUUCCAAAAUUAACUCCAAAGGUGGAAAGGUGAGGCUUAAUAGCAGUAUUUGGAAGAGGGUUGACAGUGUACAGUGCCACUGUGCCUGUCCCCCUAUUUAUCAAAGUGUAUUGUCCCUUGUAGCACCUGGUAUAUGUUUGUGGGAUAGUCCAUUCAACACUCGAGGUGUGAUAGUACUUGGGUUCGUAUUGAAAAGCAUCUUUCGGGGUGUAAAACGUAAUCAAAUCAAAAUGUACUAAAAUUCCACUGGCCAAAUUUAAUUUUACAUUUGAUAAAAACCUGCUCUUUGUCCAACACACCCUAUUCUACAUCAGGAUGAUGAUCAUCCUAUCCUACUGUAAUGUCAUGCAUUGGGAUCAGCAAGCAUUUCCGGCUGUUCUACAAUAUUGCCUUUAAAAUAUCUUUCUCUUGACUUCAAAAAAGUUCUGGUGUGUGAAAAAAAGCUUCCAUUUUCUACCAAAAAAGGGCCGAACAUUUUGGAAUGCUAAUGGCGAGUUUUGUUAUACAGGGUGUUAGAAAAAACAUGCACAGUAUCUAUUGGUCAACAUGGACAACACUUACUGAUUAUAGUUAUUGAUAUGGGACAAAUUCUCAGAAUUUAAUUGUGCCAUGUUUUGAUUAACACCUUGUAGUAAACUAAGCUCUGUCUAGUUAAUUCCUUAUGAUAAAAGCUACUGGUUCGUUGAUGUGGUUUUGGAUAUAUCGAUACACGUGGGGCUAGUUUUAAGUACUGGUCGCUCACUUGAUACUCCCAAGACGGUUUUAUUUCCAGAGAUCCCACACAUAUACAUGUAUAAAUAACAUAACAAAAUAAAAGAUAAUAAUAAAGUA